Molecule: messenger RNA, 390 nt
Organism: Protopolystoma xenopodis
Lineage: Eukaryota; Metazoa; Platyhelminthes; Monogenea; Polystomatidea; Polystomatidae
Source: the annotation of a GenBank genome assembly
GUUGUAAUAUCCACAGCCGGUAAAUCCUACGUUAGCAUUCUCCAUGAUUAUUGCCAAUCCGUGGCGCGAACUACGCCUCUCUACCAAACCGUUGAGGUAUCUACUCGUUCCAAAGCAGGGGAUGCAAAUAUUGGACGAGAUGGUGACUCGUCUUUCCCUGCUGGUGCGGUUAAUCUUUCAUCACAGUCACACAUUAUCAGGGAUGCUGAAAGCGACCACAUUUCACAUCACCCAAUUGCCCCAUUUCGAUGCACGGUGCUCGUAAAUAAUGGAAAGAUUGUCGCAUCUGGAACUGGCCAUAGUAAGAAGCAAGCUAGAACUGAAGCAGGUAAACAACUUCUCCCAGUGCGCAUUCUUUUAGUAACUAGAUUGGCAAAAAUGUUUGUAUAA